This is a messenger RNA of Acaulospora morrowiae, 167 nucleotides long. The record is from the annotation of a GenBank genome assembly. Lineage: Eukaryota; Fungi; Glomeromycota; Glomeromycetes; Diversisporales; Acaulosporaceae.
AUGGCACUAAAUAUGUUAGGGAAAGGGUCAGUUUAUUUCGAUCAUCGUCGUGGUCUCGGUUUGACAACCCAUCUAUUUGGUCGCUUUCGAGUCUUCCCACCUUUGGCUAGAACGCCUGUUGGACUACAAGGAUGUCUGUUUCCUUUGCUUUUUCCUCUACCACCACC